This is a messenger RNA of Physella acuta, 1498 nucleotides long. Its product is annotated as ectonucleotide pyrophosphatase/phosphodiesterase family member 5. NCBI's taxonomy places the organism in Eukaryota, Metazoa, Mollusca, Gastropoda, Physidae. The record is from RefSeq and is a predicted model, not a curated record.
GUACUGGUAGCUGCAUGAUAUCAUAUUUGUUGUCACCAUAUGCACAAAAAAACGUAGUCCGGUUGCGGCAGAGAGGAAAGCAGUAGCUUCUUUCUUGCAGAGUUCAUAUUAAUCAGCUAAUUAAAUAAAUUACUCUCUGCCGGCAUGUGUUCUCAGCUCGUGUUACUGGCUCUACUGCCAUUGAUUUUUGCUGCCGGCCCUCGGCCUAAGGUCCUUCUUGUCUCAAUGGACGGUUUUCGCUACGACUACCUCAAGAAAACAGAGACGCCAAACUUUGACCGUCUCGUCUCUCAAGGUGUGACCAUGCCCUUCAUGAACAACAGUUUUGUGACCAGCACAUUUCCUUGUCACUAUACCAUGGCCACAGGUCUCUACUCCGAAGUUCAUGGAAUCGUUGCCAACCGAAUGUAUGACCCCGAGUUCAACAGUUUUUUUGGCCAAUCAAACAAGGAGUCUCGCUGGUGGGAAGGGGGAGAACCCAUCUGGAUAACAGCAAAGAAAGCGGGUCUCAAAACAGGGGUUUACUUCUGGCCUGGCAGCGAGUCUCCCAUCCACGGAGAAAUGGCUGACAGAUGGAUGCCGUACAAUUCAUCGGUGCCGUUUGAAGAGCGGGUGGAGGCUGUCGUGUCGUGGAUGGCGAGGGACGAUUACGACUUGACCCUGGUCUAUUUCUCGGAGCCAGACGAGAGUGGACACAGACACGGGCCGGAGAGUCCGGCAAUGGUGCCAGUCAUACAAAGAAUGGACGCCAUUGUUGGUUUGAUAGUCCAGAAGUUGAACGACACUGGGUUAGAGGACAAAGUGAAUGUGAUUAUAACAAGCGACCACGGCAUGACGGCAGUGGAUUUAAAAAACCGGAUCAUUGAUUUAAGCCACUAUCUGAAUGACUCACUGCUGCAGUUUGUGGUAGACGAAGGCGCAUCGUCUCACAUCCUCCCCAAACCUGGCAAAAACUCUCAACUUGUGGCGGCCCUCAGUGGCGUCCCGCACAUGCGGGUGAUGUUGAAGGAGAACAUACCUGACCGCUUCCACCUGAAACACAACAGGAGGGUCAUGCCGGUGUUUGCUUACGCUGAUGAGGGGUGGACUAUCUCUGCUAAUGCAACAAAACGUCAAAGUGAAGUCUACAAUGGCGGACACGGCUAUGACAAUGAGUUACCUCACAUGAAACCAAUAUUCAUCGCUAAGGGGCCAGCAUUCAGAUCUAAUCAAACAGUGGAGCCGAUACAAUCUGUGGAUAUAUAUCCAUUAAUCUGCCACAUAUUAAAGAUAAAUCCGUCGCCUAACAACGGGAGCCUAGAUAGAGCCUCCCGACUUCUGAACCUUGAGACUAAGAGGUCAAGUUCCAAUGACAUGGCCUUGACCGUGGCUCAGUCUACAGUUUUCAUCCUAUCCUUUUUAGCUUACAUUUUCUAAAGCUAGACGUGUCAUUCUUUUGUAACGUAUCAUUCAAGAUGCUUUUUGAACGGUUUGAGUUGAUCAAAUAAAAAAUAAAUAC